UUAUUCUUAACAAGGCUCAAACUUUGAGCUCGGCUGAUAUGCAAAAGUCAGUUUGAACUUCUGGGUUCUGGUUAGAUUCAGAAUUUAGUGGAGAAUUUCCGAUCAAAUGGCUCUCCUGACUGUUCUUUUCUGCUCUUUGGCGCAUUCAUGAUGCCCAGAUAAGCUCCCAUAGGUGAACCUUGCUUCUGUUCCCAAAAUCUUCGUCUGGGAUCUAACUGUCUUCAUUGAUUUCUUCUUCCAACUUGAAAUCCAAGGAGGAGUGAUGGCUCCAAAUUCAGUUCCAGUGACGAUCGAGACGACCAAGGACUUUUCGUCGUUAAUUGUUGACGAUUCGCAGUCUCCCCUGUUUCCCGAGAAGCAAAAGGGCACAAGUCCCAAGCAGUUCACAUGGGUUCUUCUACUCAAACUCCAUAGAGUUUUCACCUGCUUCUCGUGGCUGACCAUGGCGUUAAAAGCCACGUUUGCGUUGGUCAAGAAACGCAUUUCCUUGUCCGACGUAAGUGAUGAAGAUUCCAAGUACAGAGGAAGGCUCUACAGGUUCAUCAAGAUUUUUCUUGCUCUCUCAGUUGCGGGUUUGGCCAUGGAACUCAUUGCUCAUUUCAACAAGUGGAAUUUGCAUAGUAUGAUUCAGCCAUGGGAAGUUACAAGCCUUCUUCAGUGGUCUUACGUGGCCUGGCUCUCUUUCAGAGAAGAUUACAUUGCACCUGUCGUAGUCUCGGUCUCCAAGUUCUGCAUUGUGCUGUUCUUAAUCCAAUCUCUGGAUCGGCUCGUACUCUGUAUUGGGUGUUUCUGGAUCAAAUAUAAGAAACUGAAGCCCACCCUCGAAGCAGAUGCUUGUGACGUUGAGGACCCUUCAAACUUCCCAAUGGUCCUCGUUCAGAUUCCCAUGUGCAACGAGAGAGAGGUUUAUGCUCAAUCAAUCGGUGCUGCUUGUGAACUGGAUUGGCCAAAGGACCGAAUAUUAAUUCAAGUGUUGGACGAUUCAAACGAUGGACAUGUGCAGCUUCUGAUCAAAGAAGAGGUUUCCUCGUGGAAAGGGAAAGGGGUGAACAUUGUGUACAGGCAUAGACUGAUCAGAACUGGGUACAAAGCUGGGAAUCUUAAGUCAGCUAUGUCAUGUGACUAUGUUAAAGACUAUGAGUUUGUCGCAAUUUUCGAUGCAGAUUUCCAGCCAAACCCUGAUUUCCUGAAACAAACCAUCCCCCAUUUCAAGGGAAAGCCAGAUGUGGGUCUGGUUCAGGCUAGAUGGGCCUUUGUGAACAAAGAUGAGAACUUACUCACAAGGCUUCAGAACAUUAACCUGUGCUUUCACUUUGAGGUGGAGCAACAAGUGAAUGGCCAUUUCCUUAAUUUCUUCGGAUUCAAUGGAACAGCAGGUGUGUGGAGGAUAAAGGCCUUGGAGGAAUCUGGUGGAUGGCUGGAGAGAACGACAGUGGAAGACAUGGAUAUAGCUGUCCGAGCACACUUGAAAGGAUGGAAGUUCAUCUUCCUUAACGAUGUUAAAGUGCUUUGUGAAUUACCAGAGUCUUACGAGGCUUACAAGAAACAGCAACACCGCUGGCACUCUGGUCCAAUGCAGCUUUUCCGUCUAUGUCUCCCUGCUAUAAUAACUUCCAAGAUAACAGCGUGGAAGAAGGCAAACUUGAUCUUUCUUUUCUUCUUACUGAGGAAACUUAUCCUUCCCUUCUAUUCAUUCACAUUGUUCUGUAUCAUCCUGCCCUUGACCAUGUUCAUACCUGAAGCUGAAUUACCCCUUUGGGUGAUCUGCUAUGUCCCAAUUUUCAUGUCUUUCUUGAACAUACUCCCUGCUCCAAAAUCUGUCCCAUUUUUAGUACCUUACCUGCUUUUCGAGAACACCAUGUCAGUGACCAAAUUCAAUGCCAUGAUUUCUGGGCUGUUUCAGCUAGGAAGUGCAUAUGAGUGGGUGGUGACAAAGAAGACAGGCAGAUCAUCUGAGUCAGAUUUGUUAUCCCUGGCUGAGAGAGAAUCAAAGUCCUCAAGUGAAGAUAAAAUCCUGAGGAGGCAUUCUGAGUCUGGCUUGGAGUUACUAACAAAACUCAAGCAAGUGGAAGUAGCCCCUAAGAAGAAGAGAAACAGAAUCUACAGGAAGGAGCUUGCACUUGCUUUUCUUUUACUCACAGCAUCUGCUAGAAGUCUUCUAUCAGCACAUGGGGUUCAUUUCUAUUUCCUGCUUUUCCAAGGACUUUCAUUUCUGAUAAUGGGUUUGGAUUUAAUUGGUGAGCAGGUGGACUGAAAUAUUAAGGCAAGUAAAAUGUUCUAGGAUUGUUGAAGUUCAUAUCUUAUA
Molecule: messenger RNA, 2305 nt
Organism: Neltuma alba
Lineage: Eukaryota; Viridiplantae; Streptophyta; Magnoliopsida; Fabales; Fabaceae
Product: xyloglucan glycosyltransferase 4
Exons: 4
Coding region: 263-2254 (663 amino acids)
Cellular component (GO): Golgi apparatus
Molecular function (GO): glycosyltransferase activity
Source: RefSeq, a predicted model, not a curated record